This is a messenger RNA of Peromyscus maniculatus bairdii (prairie deer mouse), 638 nucleotides long. It is a transcript of the gene Bola1, whose product is annotated as bolA family member 1. The record is from RefSeq and is a predicted model, not a curated record. NCBI's taxonomy places the organism in Eukaryota, Metazoa, Chordata, Mammalia, Rodentia, Cricetidae. Gene Ontology annotation, cellular component: mitochondrion.
CAGGACACCGGUUGGGAGGAGCCGGGACUACAGUUCCCAUGAAACCUCCGGGUACUACGUAACGCCUACCAGACGCAACCAGGACUGCGUUUCCUAGCGAGUUUCCGGACGCCUCGGAAAAGCAAAGGUAACGCUGGCUGCGCAGCGGCUGCAAAGCGGAUGCUGAGGGCGCCGUUGGCCCGGUGCGUGGUCCCCAUGGCCACGCGCGCGUGUGUGUCGCCGGCCAGCGCGGGAUCGGCGGCCGGCGGGCCCGUGGAGGCCGCUAUCCGCGCCAAGUUAGAGCAAGCCCUGAGCCCCGAGGUCCUGGAGCUGCGCAACGAGAGCGGCGGCCACGCCGUCCCAGCAGGCAGCGAGACGCAUUUCCGUGUGGCCGUGGUGAGCUCUCGGUUCGAGGGUCUGAGCCCCCUGCAGCGGCACCGGUUGGUCCACGCGGCGCUGUCGGAGGAGCUGGCUGGACCGGUACACGCGCUGGCCAUCCAGGCGAAGACCCCCGCCCAGUGGAGGGAGAACCCACAGUUGGACACUAGCCCCCCCUGCCUAGGUGGAAGCAAGAAAACUCGAGGGACCUCCUAAUACCCAGAUUGGGAGAACAACGAUCGGAAGGGGCCGAAUGAGAAUAAACUCCUAAGUCACUACUA